CCCAGCCUUGCCUCAGGUGUAGGGAUUUGCAAGGAGAAAAACAGAACUACACAGCUAAGAAACUGUGUGGUUUUGUUUUUGGGGGGUUAUUUGGGAGGCUCAACCGUUCUCACCUUGGAUUUUCUGGGAACAUUUCUGGAUAAAGAGAUAGGUGCUGAGGCUAUAGCCAUCUGGGCACUGUCCCAUCUGUUCAAGGCACCCUUGUGGAUACAAGGUGCCAUCCACAAUGUCAACACAGGCGCCAACAUUUACACAGCCGCUGCAGAGCGUUGUGGCACUAGAGGGUAGUGCCGCAACGUUCGAGGCGCAAGUUAGUGGUAAUCCAGUUCCUGAGGUGAGCUGGUUCCGUGAUGGCCAGGUUCUUUCCGCUGCCGCUCUGCCCGGCGCACAGAUCUCGUUCAGCGAUGGCCGCGCUGUUCUGAUGAUCCCUGCUGUGACAGCCGCACACAGUGGAAGAUUUUCUGUGAGAGCCACCAAUGGUGCUGGACAAGCCACUAGCACCGCUGAACUUCUUGUUACAGUGGAGACCGCACCACCCAACUUUAUUCAGAGACUUCAGAGUAUGACCGUGAGACAAGGAAGCCAAGUGAGACUGGAUGUUCGUGUUGCAGGAAUCCCUACACCUGUGGUAAAGUUCUACAGAGAGGGAGCUGAGAUACAGAGCUCUGCUGACUUUCAGAUUGUUCAAGAAGGAGACCUUUACAGUUUGUUGAUUGCCGAAGCCUUCCCAGAGGAUUCUGGAACUUACUCUGUAAAUGCUUCAAACAGCAGCGGACGGGCUACCUCCACUGCUGAACUGCUGGUUCAAGGUGAAGAGGUAGCAGUCCCUGCUAAGAAGACAAAGACUAUUAUGUCAUCAUCUUCUCAGAUGACGUCUUCUCAGACCCGCCAGACCAGAGAGGCCAGAAGAGUGGAGUCACAUUUCCAGUCCAGCUCUAUGAUGGAAAUGCGUGUUGAAGGUGGUGUAGUGACCCAGACAUUGGCACACAAGACCCCACCACGUGUGCCUCCAAAGCCAACCUCAACCUCCAAGUCCCCAACACCACCAUCUCUUGCAGCCAGGGUUGCAGGCGGACGUCAUCAGUCACCAUCACCUGUGAGACAUGUCAAGGCGCCCACUCCGGCCCCUGUCAGGUCUGCCUCUCCCACUUCUGCCUCAAGACUGUCUGUGUCACCAAUCAGACCAGUCAAAUCCCCACUGACCACACGCAAACAAGUAUCCCAUAGUCCAGAUGUGCCUCCACCAUGGAAGCAGGGAGAGGGAUUUGUGGCAGAGUCCAGCUACAGCAUGACCGCUGCCUCUAGUGCCAGUCAUGUCCAGACUUCUGCCACCCAUGUUCACAUGGAGCAGCACUGGGAGGGCUCUUAUGGAUUGAAAACGACUGGUGCUGCUGUAUCUGGUGUCGCUGUGAGAGAGGUUGUUGAAACAGCAGUUGUUCCAUCACCAAUGGAGGAGCCAACUGUGCCACCUACUCUUGUGGCUGGCUUGAAGAACGUGACUGUGACUGAGGGUGAAUCUGUGACUCUGGAAUGUCAGAUCACUGGUCACCCUGCCCCUGGCAUCAUGUGGUUCAGAGAGGACUACAGAAUUGAGAGCUCCAUUGACUUCCAGAUCACUUAUGAGAGUAAAUGUGCCCGUCUGGUCAUCCGCGAGGCCUUCGCAGAAGACAGCGGUCGCUUCACUUGCACUGCUACUAGCGAGGCUGGAACCAUCAGUACAUCCUGCUACCUGCUUGUCAAAGUGUCAGAGGAGAUUGAGAGCAGAGAGGACACUACUGUGUCUGAAUAUGUUGAAACUUCUGCAGAGCAUCAGAUUAGCAUUGGAGCCAAGGAGGAGACCAUGUCGGAGGUGAGCGCUGUUGCAGAGACUGUGGAAGCAGCUCCCUUCUUUGUCAAGAAGCCAACUGUGCAGAAGUUGGUGGAGGGCGGAAGUGUUGUCUUUGAGUGCCAGAUCGGAGGCAGCCCCAAGCCCCACAUUAUCUGGAAGAAGACUGGAGUACCCCUUACUACUGGAUACAGAUAUAAAGUGCACUACAAUAAGGAGAGUGGAGUGUGUAAAUUGGAGAUCUCCAUGACGUUUGCUGAUGAUGCUGGAGAGUACUCCAUCUUUGUCAAGAACCCGCUUGGAGAGGAGUCUGCCUCAGCCAGUCUGCUGGAGGAAGAGGAAUAUGAAGAAUACAUGAAGAAACAUGAAGUGACAUAUAAGACUGUAGUGACUACAAUGGUGCAAGAGUCUAAAGUGGCAGACGUACCAACUGUUGCUGUUAGUGCCUAUGAGACAGAACAGAGGAUGUACAUGCAUCACAGAAUGGCUCAGCAGGCCCAAGCGACACGCACCUUCAUCUCCGAGCAGGAACUCAAGGUUACUGUCGUUGAGGAGAGGGUUAUCCAUGAGAUUGAGGUCCGCAUCAUGCAGAUUACCUACCAACAAAUUGUGACUGAGGAUCGGGAAGAGAUGGUGACUGUGGCAGACCGUGAGGCUGUACAGUCAGCCUUUAGUACUCCAGUUAAAAACUACAGGAUCAUGGAAGGAAUGGGGGUCACUUUCCACUGCAAAAUGGCAGGAACUCCACUACCCAAGAUUGUAUGGUACAAAGAUGGCAAGCGUAUCCAUCAUGGCGGCCGUUACCAGAUGGAGAGUCUUCAUGAUGGUAGAGCCAGCCUGCGUCUUCCUGUGGUGCUGCCAGAGGAUGAAGGUGUUUACACAGCAUUAGCUAGCAACAUGAAGGGCAACUCUGUAAGCUCUGGGAAACUGUACGUGGUGCCCACUGCAGGAGCAGAAGCUCCACAGAUGCCUGAGUCACCGGCAAUGCAGAGAAUGAGGUCCACAUCCCCACGCUCUACAAGCCGCUCUCCCGGUCGCUCUCCCGGACGCUCUCCUGCUCGCAGACUUGAUGACACUGAUGAGAGUCAGCUGGAGAGACUGUACAAGCCUGUGUUUGUCUUGAAGCCACAGUCAUUCAAGUGUGCUGAAGGGCAGACUGCCAGAUUUGACCUGAAAGUAGUUGGUAGACCCAUGCCUGACACUUUCUGGUUCCACAAUGGACAACAAGUUGUCAAUGAUUACACCCACAAGAUAGUGGUGAAGGAAGAUGGAACUACGUCACUGAUUGUGGUUCCAGCCAUGCCCCAUGACUCUGGAGAGUGGACCGUGGUCGCUCAGAACAGAGCUGGAAGGACCUCUGUCUCCAUGACACUUACAGUUGAUGCCAAAGAAAACCUGAUCAGACCCCAGUUUAUUGAGAAGUUGAAGAACAUCAGUGUCAAGAAAGGCACUCUGGUUGAGUUGGCAGUCAAAGCCAUCGGAAACCCCCUGCCUGAUAUUGUUUGGCUGAAAAACAGUGACAUCAUCUCCCCAAUGAAGCACCCAAAUAUCAAGAUUGAAGGCACCAAAGGAGAGGCCAAAUUCCAGAUCCCCCAAACAGUAGGCACUGAUAGUGCCUGGUACACAGCCACAGCCAUUAACAAAGCUGGAAGAGAUACCACUCGCUGCAGGGUCAACAUUGAGGUGGAAACUGCUGAACCUGCACCAGAGAGGAGACUCAUUAUUCCCAAGGGAACAUACAAGGCCAAGGAAAUUGCAGCUCCAGAGUUGGAAUCCCUGCAUCUCCGUUAUGGUCAAGAGCAGUGGGAGGAGGCUGACCUAUAUGACAAGGACAAGCAGCAGAAACCGCAGUUUAAGAAGAAGCUGACUUCUGUCAGGCUGAAGCAUUCUGGUGUUGUCCACUUUGAAUGCAGACUGACCCCUAUUGGUGAUCCCACUAUGGUGGUUGAGUGGUUGCUUGAUGGCAAACCCCUGGCAGCUGCUAACAGGUUGCGUAUGGUUAAUGAAUUUGGCUACUGUAGUCUUGACUUUGAAGUUGCCUAUGCCAGAGACAGUGGUGUCAUCACCUGCAGAGCCACUAACACGUUUGGUGCCGAUCAGACCUCGGCUACACUGAUUGUAAAGGAGGAGAAGAGCAUGGUGGAGGAAACUCAGUUACCUGAGGGCAGGAGGGGACUACACAGAAUUGAUGAGAUGGAGCGCAUGGCUCACGAAGGAGGUCCUUCUGGAGUCACUGCAGAUGAGUAUUCAGAGAAGACAAAGCCUGAAAUUGUCCUUCUUCCUGAGAAUGCAAAUGUGCAGGAAGGUGAAAUUGCAAGGUUCCGUUGCAGAGUAACUGGUUAUCCUACACCUAAGGUCAACUGGUACCUCAAUGGGCAGCUCAUUCGCAAGAGCAAGAGAAUGAGACUUCGCUAUGAUGGCAUUUACUAUCUUGAGAUUAUCGAUAUCAAGUCAUACGAUGCAGGAGAUGUCAAAGUGUUAGCAGAGAACCCUGAGGGCACAGCUGAGCAUCUGGUGAAGCUGGAGAUCACACAGAAAGAGGACUUCAGAUCUAUUCUUCGUCGUGCACCAGAGCCUAAGGCCCCAGAGCCUAGCACCAUGGCUGAACAUGGCAGAGUUUCCUUUGAUGUGGUUAAGGUUGAAAAACCAACUGCCAUCAAAGAAACUAAAGAGGUAGUGCAACUAAAGAAGACCGAAAGAGUCAUCCAUUCAAAAGCCACAGAGGAGACAGACGAGUUGAAGGGCAAAUUUAAGCGCAGGACAGAGGAAGGUUAUUAUGAAGCCAUCACUGCUGUGGAGCUCAAGUCUCGUAAGAAGGAUGAGUCCUAUGAGGAUAUGCUUAGGAAGAGGAAGGAAGAACUGCUUCACCAUCAAAAAAUGUUGUCUGAGGCUGAGAAGAAAAAAGAGGAGGAACGCAAGGUUCAUGUUCCCUCAAUUAAACCAGAGAGAGUAAAGCUCUCUCCCAGCAUGGAAGCUCCAAAGAUCAUUGAACGCAUUGCUAGUCAGACCGUGUCUCAGAUGGAAGAAGUUCACUUCAGAGUCAGAGUUACCGGUAGACCAGACCCUGAGUGCCAGUGGUUCAAGAAUGGAAUUCUGUUGGAGAAAACAGAUCGCAUUUACUCAUUCUGGCCUGAAGACAACGUAUGUGAAUUAGUGAUCAAAAAGGUCACAGCAGAAGACUCUGCUAGCAUCAUGGUCAAAGCCAUGAACAUUGCUGGAGAGACUUCAAGCCAUGCAUUCUUAUUGGUGCAAGCAAAGACAGUCAUCACCUUCACACAAGAACUAGAAGAAACCAACGUGAAAGAGAAAGAAACCAUGGCGACCUUUGAGUGUGAGACCAAUGAGCCUUUUGUUAAAGUCAAAUGGCUGAUGAACAAUGCUGAGAUUUUCUCUGGAGACAAAUACAGGAUGCACUCAGACAGAAAGGUUCAUUUCCUUUCUGUACUGAUUAUCAGCAUGAAGGACGAUGCAGAAUACAGUUGUGCUGUUAUUGAAGAUGACCACAUCAGGACCACUGCCAGACUCAAUGUGGAAGGUGCUCCACUGUCAAUUGUGAAGAGGCUGGAGAACAUUGAGGUGCCUGAGACCUACUCUGGGGAGUUUGAGUGUGAAGUGUCUCGAGAGGAUGCUGAAGGUGUAUGGCAUUUUGAGAACAAUGAGCUCACUCCCAGCAGCAAGCAUGCCAUCUCCUCCCGCCGUGGACGCCACAGUUUAUCUGUGAAAGAUGUAAAGAAAGAGGACCAGGGAAAAUAUACAUUCACCACGGGUGAAUUCAAGACUAGUGCCUCCCUGAAAAUGAAACUGCGCCCUGUGACCCUGUUGCAUCCCCUCUCUGAUAUGACAAUCUGUGAGGGUGACAUAAGCCAGUUUGAGGUGCGAUUCUCUCAAGAAGAUGUUGAGGGCACUUGGAUGAAGAAUGGUGUUGCCAUUGAAGCUUCGGAUCGCAUCCACAUGGUUAUUGACAAGCUCAUCCAUAAACUUCUCAUAGAGGAUACAGGCAGGCUUGAUGGUGGAAUGUACUCCUUUGUAGUUCCUGCUCAGGACAUUUCCACCACUGCAAAGCUGACUGUUCAAACGAUUAGCAUCUUGGCCCCACUCAAAGAUAUUACAUCAGUUGAGGGCACCAAGGCUGUUAUGGAGGCUAAAAUCUCUGCUGCAGAUAUUAGCUCAAUUAAGUGGUUCCACAAUGACAAGCUUGUGAUACCCAGUGAGAGAAUCCAGAUUGUUCCAAAGGGAUCCAAGCAGCGUCUGGUGUUCAAUAGGACCUUCGCCUCUGAUGAAGGAACCUACAAGCUAUGUGUUGGCAAAGCUGACUCUAGCUGUAAACUGAUGGUCCAAAAAAUUUCAAUUGUGAAGCAAAUGGAGGAUCAAGUUUGCACAGAGACACAGCACGUCACAUUUAAUGUGGAGGUGUCACACCCUGGCAUUGAUGGUAUCUGGACCUUCAAGAAACAACAUCUGAAAAAUGAUUCCAAGUACAAGAUAGUGACCAAGGGCAAGAACCACAGUAUGACUGUCAUUAAUGCCAUGAAGGAUGAAGAGGGGCAAUACACAUUCGCUGCUGGUGAACAGAUAUCCAGCGCAAAGCUUACAGUGUCAGGUGGCGCUAUAUCCAGACCGCUGCAUGACAUCAUUGUGGCUGACUCUCAGACAGCUGAAUUUGAGUGUGAGGUGGCCAACCCAACUGCUGAGGGCAAGUGGCUGAAGGAUGGACAGCCUUGUAACUUUGGUGAAAAUGUCAGGAGUGAGAAAAAUGGAGCUGUCAGACGUCUUGUUAUUGUCAUCACCAGACCCCAGGACAUCGGUGAAUACACUUACCAGAUUGCAAACUCCAAGACAACAGCAAACCUGAGAGUUGAGGCUGUGAAAGUCAAGAAGACCCUGAAGAACCAAACCGUCACUGAAACACAAGAAGCAGCAUUCAUUCUGGAGCUCACCCAUGAGAAUGUGAAGGGCUCACAAUGGAUUAAGAAUGGUGUAGAGAUCCAACCUAGUGAGAAAUAUGAAGUCACCGUUGAUGGCAUGGUCCACACCUUGAAGAUCAAGAACUGCACCAUACACGAUGAAUCAGUUUAUGGAUUCAAACUUGGAAAACUAUCUGCUAAUGCCAGAUUGAAUGUUGAGGCUAUUACUAUAACGAAGAAGCCUAAAGAUGUGACAUCACUAUUGGAUGCCACUGCCUCUUUUGAGCUGAGCCUGUCUCAUGAUGACAUCCCUAUCAAAUGGAUGUUCAAUAACGUUGAGCUUAAACCAAGUGAAAACAUCAAAAUGCUGUCUGAGAGAAAAGCUCACAAGCUGAUCAUCCAGAAUGUGGAUGACCAAAAGGCAGGAGAGUACACUGCUAUGGUCGGACAUGUGCAGUGCAGUGCUCAUUUAUAUGUUGAAUCUCUGCGUGUCACAAAACCCAUCAAGAACAUUGAAGUCCCAGAGACCCAGGUGGCCACUUUUGAAUGCGAAGUGUCACAUUUCAAUGUCCCAUCCACCUGGCUGAAGAAUGGAGUGGAGAUUGAAAUGAGUGAAAAGUUCAGGAUUGUGGUGCAGGGCAAACUUCACCAGCUCAAGAUCAUGAACACUGGCAGUGAAGACUCUGCAGAAUAUACCUUUGUCUGUGGAAAUGACAGAGUCUCUGCAACUCUGAAAGUUAGCCCCAUUUUGAUCACCUCCAUGCUGGAAGACCUCAAUGCACAGGAGAAAGACACCAUCACAUUUGAAGUGAAUGUCAACUAUGAGGGCAUCACCUACAAGUGGCUGAAGAAUGGUGUUGAGAUUCGCUCCACUGACAGAUGCCAGACCCGCACCAAACAGCUAACUCACUCUCUCACCAUCCGAAAUGUUCAUUUUGGUGAUGGUGCAGAGUACAAGUUUGUUGCUGGCUCUGCUGCAACUACAGCCAGCCUAUAUGUUGAUGCACGCGUUAUUGAAUUCACCAAGCACAUCAAAGAUAUCAAGAUCACAGAGAAGAAGAGGGCCACUUUUGAAUGUGAGAUCUCUGAGCCUAAUGCUCAGGUGACGUGGAUGAAAGAUGGACAGGAGCUGGAAAUGUCUGAAAGAUACAAAGUCUCCACUGAGAAAUUCUUGCACCGUCUGAUGAUCCAGUCAGUCCGCCUGUCUGAUGCUGCAGAGUAUUCUGUGGUCGCUGGUGCAAGCAUGUCAAAGGCUCAUCUCACCGUGGAGGGGCGUGACAUCCACAUCACAGAACCCGAGGAGAAAGAAUUCACGGUUGUUGAGAAACAAAAAGCGUCGUUUGAGUUUGAAGUCAGUGAGGAUGACGUUGAAGGUCGCUGGCUGAGGAACGGUGCUGAGAUCCAGUUCAACCUUGACGAUAGGCUCCACUACAUUGCCAUUAGAAAGGUCCAUCGCAUGACCAUCUCUGAAACCUAUAGAAGUGAUGCAGGGGAGUACACCUUCAUCGCCGGCAAGAACAGGGUCGUGGUGACUCUACAUGUCAAUAUCCCUGAGCCACCUCAGAUAAUUCGCGGCAUGCAGGCCCUGUCUGUGGAGGCCGGCAAACCUGCUCGCUUCUCUGUGGAAGUGACUGGCGUCCCCCAGCCCCAGGUGUUCUGGUACAAGAACUCCCAGGCUCUCUCCCCUGGCUUCAAGUGCAAGUUCCUGCGUGAAGGAAAUGAGCACACUCUGCUUCUCAUCGAAGUCUUCCCAGAGGACGCAGCCUUGUACAACUGCGAGGCCAAGAAUGACGUUGGGCUUGCCACCAGCUCAGCACCACUCAAUGUGGAAGUUUCAGAAGUCGUUUCUCCUGACACUGGAUCUCCACUGUCCAAGCCUGUGAUCAUAACACCAAUGAACAACACCUCAGUCAAUGAGGGAGAGGCUGCUAGGUUCCAGUGCAGAAUCUCUGGUGAAGAUCUAAAGAUCUCUUGGUACGUCCACAAGAAAGAGAUCCGACAGUCCGAUGCCUUCAGGAUGUCUCAGUUCGAUGACACCUGCCAGCUGGAGAUUUCCAGAGUGUACCCCGAGGAUGAAGGGGAAUACACCUGUGUUGCCAGAAACUCAGCAGGAAUGGUCACUUGCGCGGGAUAUCUAGCACUUGAAGUGGUUGAAAAGGAGGUGGAGAAAAAGGAAAAGGAAGUCAAAGUGCCACCGGUUUUCAGGUACAAAAUCCAGCCCUUGGAGAUCAAUGUUGGCAGCCAGGCCAAGUUCGAAUGUGAGAUUGAAGAUGCACCAAAUGUGCAGUUCAAGUGGUUCAAGUCUGGCACUCCUAUCAAAGAGAGUCCAAAUUGCAGGAUCAUCAGUCGGCAACUGAUAUCUUCAUUGGAGCUUCUGAGCCCAACCAAAGCUGACAGUGGUGAAUAUACCUGCAAGGCUACAAACCAGAAUGGCAGUGACACCUGUGCUGCCAAACUCAACAUAACUGAGCGCAAAAUCUCCCCCAACUUCACCAAGAAGCCUGCAGAGACAAUGGAAGAUACAGAGGGUCAUUUGGUGAAGAUUGAGGGUCGUUUAUCUGGAUCUCAACCCAUUGACAUCGUUUGGUCCAAGAAUCACAGUGAAAUUCACGCCUCUGAUAAGUACGAAAUGGAAUUCAAGAGCAACGUGGCCAUGCUGUAUAUCAAGAGCUCCCAACUCUCAGACAGUGGUGCGUAUACCUGCACAGCCACCAAUGAAGCUGGCAGUGCCUCCUACCAAGUGUCACUUAACAUUUCAGAACACAAGAAGGGCCCUGUAUUCGACAUCCCUCUCAAUCCUGUGACUGUAAAUGAGGGUGAGAACCUGAAGCUUAGCUGCCAUGUCCAUGGAGCCCCUCCUCUGAAGAUUAAUUGGUUGAAGGACAGGAAGGAGAUAAAAUCCUCCACAAACUGCAGAGUUGUUUUUUCUGAUGGCACUGCCUCUUUGGAGGUCCUCCGCACAUCGAAAACAGAUGCAGGGGACUAUCUCUGCAAGGCUACCAACGAUGUUGGAAGUGAAUUUGCAAGGUCCAGAGUGACAAUUAGAGGAAAAGAAGUCAAACCUGAGGCCGCUGCUGCAGCCCCAGCUCCAGCAAAGACUCCAACAAAGAGAUUCGACAACUUGUUCUUUGUAGAUGAGCCCCAGAGUGUCAAUGUAACAGAGAAGGGCACUGCAACUUUCAUUGCCAAAGUUGGAGGUGAUCCUAUUCCUAACGUGAAAUGGAUGAAGGGCAAGUGGAGGCAGAUCACUCAUGGUGGACGCAUCACUAUUGAGCAGAAAGGCCCAGAUGCCAAGUUGGAGAUCACAGAAAUAACUAAAUCUGACUCCGGACAGUACAGAUGUGUCGCAACUAACAAAGCUGGAGAAAUAGAAUGCAGCACCGACCUGAAUGUUGACGAAAGGAAAGGCACUGGGGGAGGAGAUGGAGACUUCAGAGCAAAACUGAAGAAGACACCAUCCAAACAGAAAAGUCCAAAGAAGGAGGGAGAGAUUGACCUCGUGGAGAUUCUUAGGGGUGUGGACCCCAAAGACUAUGAAAAAGUUGUUAGAGAAUACGGAAUCACUGACUUCCGUUGUCUUCUUCAGGCCAUUGAGCAGCUGAAGAGAGAGAAAGAAGCGGAAAGUGGAAAACCGGAAACUGAGCAUGGAGGAGGAUCUAAGGAUACGGCCAAGUUUAUGGCUGAGUUGCAAUCAAGAAUGCAGGCUGAGCCUGUCACUCUGGUGAGCGACAUUGAAGACCAAGAUACCACUCCAUUAAGCACAGCAACCUUUGAGUGUGACAUCAAGAUCAACUACCCUGAGAUCACCCUGUCCUGGUACAAGGGAACUCAGAAGCUUGACAACGAUGACAAAUAUGAAAUCAGCAUUGUUGGUGACCGUCACAUCUUGAAGAUCAAGCAGUGUCAAACCAAAGACCAGGGAAACUACCGUGUUGUAUGUGGCCCACAUAUCUCCAGCGCCAAAUUGACCGUUGGGGAUGGAGAUCAACAAGGAGAAAGGAUACCCGUUGAUGAAAGUGUUUCCAAAACUCAAGUGGGAACAAGAGAAGGAGUACCUAAAGGUAUUGACACGAGACAGCUUAUGACAGUACGCUUAUGGCUGUGAA
Molecule: messenger RNA, 10835 nt
Organism: Salvelinus sp. IW2-2015
Lineage: Eukaryota; Metazoa; Chordata; Actinopteri; Salmoniformes; Salmonidae
Source: RefSeq, a predicted model, not a curated record